UUUGGAUUUGAAUACGAAACAAAAGUUUUUCGCUCUUAGAUUCUACACGCCUUAAUUAUUUUCAAAUCUUUAGGAGUAACUUUUUUUUGGGGGACAAAAGUGAAUGUUGAAAAAUGCCCACAAAGAUCACUGUAAAGAUUUAGGCAGUUAUUUGAGCCGCCAAAAACGCAGUCCAACCCAGAUGUCCAACAUAUAUCUGGCUGACACCCCAACUAUCAGCAGACCGCAGUUCAUCAACAACUGGUUUGCACUUUGCAGUACUUUUGAAACUUUGGGAAAUCAUAUUCUUCCCUCUGCAACAAGAAUUUAACCCCCAAAUUUGCAUCCACCAUAAAUGGAUUCUCUCAUCUCCAACUUCAAACACCAAAUCUUCCCGCCAUUUCUCUUUACCAGAUUCAAGUCACCAUGCAUUACUCAAAAUCCAACAAAAGUUCUAAAACUAGCAGCAGUAGGGGCAGUACUUCUGCUACUAGUGGAGAAGGCGCUUCCGCUGCUGCUGCUACGGGGCGUCACCCAGUUUAUAAGGGAGUAAGGCGUCGGACUAGUGGGAAAUGGGUGUCUGAAAUUAGAGAGCCAAGGAAGCCCAAUAGAAUCUGGCUCGGUACAUUUCCUACUGCUGAAAUGGCAGCUAUUGCUUAUGAUGUUGCCGCACUUGCCCUAAAAGGCCAAGAUGCAGAGCUUAACUUCCCCAAUUCUGCUGCUUCUUUGCCUGUGCCUGCCUCAACCUCCCCACGUGAUAUCCAGGCGGCUGCAACCUCUGCAGCCGCAGCUUUAGGGGCUGCAAACGAUGCUUUAUUUGCGAAUGAGGAUAAUGAGGCUAGAAACAAUCCAAUAGUUCCUGAGAAACCGACAACUGAUGAGUUUGUUGAUGAGGAUUUGAUCUUUGAUAUGCCUAAUGUCCUUACCAAUAUGGCUGAAGGGAUGCUUCUUAGUCCUCCUCGCUUGGACAUUGCUCCUGAUCAUGCUCCCUCUGGUAACGCUGGAGAUGAUGAGAACCUUUGGAAAUUCCCCUAAUAUAAAAUCUAUACUAAAAAAAUUAUUAUUAAUAAAAAAAACUCUCCCCAAUAUUCUACACCUUCCGAAAAAAAAAAAAAGAUCAGUAGUCACUGUUUAGUAUAUGAUAGUGUCUAGCAUGAACUAGACCACAAACAUGGGAUGAGUGUUUGAGUGGUUUGUUUUUUCUUGUUUUGUACAGGAGUUUCUAUUUAUGGGAGUGCUGUUGUUGUCUCACCUCGAUACUAUAGUGUAAUGUUUGCUACCAUCCGUACAAUGUGCACCCUAUAUGAAGCUAUAGCAAUAAAACGUUUUGAGCUGCUUGUUCAGUAGCUGAAGCAUCUUUCAUAGUAUGUAUU
Messenger RNA from Durio zibethinus, 1352 nucleotides. Its product is annotated as ethylene-responsive transcription factor ERF024-like. Gene Ontology annotation, biological process: regulation of DNA-templated transcription. Gene Ontology annotation, molecular function: DNA binding; DNA-binding transcription factor activity. The record is from RefSeq and is a predicted model, not a curated record. Lineage: Eukaryota; Viridiplantae; Streptophyta; Magnoliopsida; Malvales; Malvaceae.